This is a messenger RNA of Telopea speciosissima, 1027 nucleotides long. RefSeq names its product tRNA-splicing endonuclease subunit Sen2-2-like. Gene Ontology annotation, molecular function: tRNA-intron lyase activity; nucleic acid binding. Gene Ontology annotation, biological process: tRNA splicing, via endonucleolytic cleavage and ligation; tRNA-type intron splice site recognition and cleavage. Bases 269 to 976 code for a protein of 235 amino acids. Lineage: Eukaryota; Viridiplantae; Streptophyta; Magnoliopsida; Proteales; Proteaceae. The record is from RefSeq and is a predicted model, not a curated record. The transcript has a single exon. Gene Ontology annotation, cellular component: tRNA-intron endonuclease complex.
UAUUGCUUCCAUAUUCUUUUAAUAGGUGGUACCCUGUUUUUUAUCCUAAUUUUUCUUUAUUGUUCUUCAUUAACCUAUUGAUUCUUUUCUUCAUUUGUUCUAAAAGUCAGUGAGUAGUAGAGUCUUUUAGUCUUGUAGUUGUUGGGGAAAAUAUCUUUACCAUGCCCCUUUUUGUUUAAAUGGUUUCAGCUUGUAUAAGUCUUGAGGACUGUUUCACUUCACUAAUUGAGGGAAUAAAGCUUAUUUGAUCCAACGUCAAAAAGUUGAAAUGGGACCAAGGUGGAAGGGAAAGGGUUCAGAAGCUAAGGCACUUGCAGAACCCAUGUCAAAAAUAGUCCAACAGCUUCAAUCUUCUCUAAUACAAUCACAAACACAUGGGUCACUCUCAAGUUGCAGUGUUCUUAUUGAAGCAGAACCUGAACAAGCCCAUCUUCUAAAUAUGGCUUGUUUUGGCAGACCCAUUGUCACAGUUGAGAAAGAUAAGCAGUGGUAUCAAUUAGGUUUUGAGGAGGCCUUCUACCUAUGCUACUCUCUCAAAUGUCUUCAAAUUGUAGGGGUGGAAGAUAAUUGUGCAAAAAAUGAAGAAGAGCUAUGGAAGUACAUGAUUUCUAAGAGAACAGAAUUCCCUGAUUUUUAUAAUGCUUAUUCUCAUCUUCGGAUGAAAAAUUGGGCUGUUCGGCCAGGUUCUCAGUAUGGUGUGGACUUUGUUGCUUACCAUCACCACCCAGCUCUAGUGCAUUCUGAAUAUGCAGUGAUUGUUGUGUCGGAAAGUGGUGAUAAUGCGAAUAGGAGAUUGAGGGUUUGGUCCGAUUUGGAAGGCACUAUUAGGCUCUGUGGCAGUGUUGCCAAAACAUUGUUGGUUCUUACUAUCAAUAGUAAUGGCUCUGAUUUGGGUUUUCCUUUAUGUUUGGAGCAGUAUAGCAUUGAAGAACGUACAUGCACGAGGUGGAAUCCUGAGCAGAGUCGUGAAGAAUGAAGAUCAUCCUGUUAUAAGAAAUGGUAUGAAUGAGACCCAGUAGAUAUUUGC